This is a messenger RNA of Oryzias melastigma (Indian medaka), 2983 nucleotides long. RefSeq names its product netrin 5 (gene ntn5). Lineage: Eukaryota; Metazoa; Chordata; Actinopteri; Beloniformes; Adrianichthyidae. The record is from RefSeq and is a predicted model, not a curated record. Gene Ontology annotation, molecular function: protein binding.
CCUCCGCGCGCUCGUCUUCAGCUCUGCGCGCCUCUGUGGAUGUCAAGACUCGCCGCUGCGCCGCUCUCGAUGACCAGGGAGCAGAAGGAGGAUCACUGGGACGCACAUGGCUCGAUGACAUGAUGUUCCGUCCCUUCUCCCCUUCCCCCUCCACCUUGCUGGUUCCCAUUCUCCUCAGACUCUUCAUUCUCAUCCUUCCCUCGGCUCCUGCCUGGUCUUCUUUUUCCCACACCCCGCUAAGCUGGACUUCCCCUCAUGACCCCUGCUACCACCCUGAUGGUCGUCCUCGCCACUGCCUGUCAGAGUUCAUCAACGCCGCCUAUGGGGUCCCGGUCGAUGCGAGUCACUCGCUGCGUGUGCACGACACGGAUGGCAACGUCACCACCUUGACAGACCUCCACAAUCCUAACAACCUCACCUGCUGGAUGGCUCACGCGGGUCACGACACCGGGGACUGGGUCCUCACCCUUCCGCUGGGCCGCCGAUUUGAAAUUACCUACAUAAGCUUGCAGUUCUGCAACCAGGAGGAGCCCCCAGACCCCAUCUCCCUGUCUAUCCUCAAAUCGAUGGACUAUGGACGCUCGUGGCGGCCCAUGCAGCACUACUCCAGCGAUUGCGUCGUACACUUCCAGCAGCCCGCCCAGACUAUCGCCCAAACGAGGCACCAGGAGACAGAUGCUCUUUGUUCGGACCCUCGCCCCUUUCAGAAGCAGAAGGGAGGGGCGGUGCUCGCCUUCUCCGCUCUGGAUGGGCGGCCGUCCUCUCCUGAUUUCGACUAUAGCCCCACCCUACAGGACUGGGUGACGGCUACAGACAUCCGCAUAGUCUUCCAUCAGAUUUCCAAAAAUCUCAAGGCGGGCAGCUUUGAAAGGCCAAAAGAGGCGCCAAGGAAUGAUGGUGCAGGUGAUGCAAGAGGAACUGGAAGUCUAACGUGGAGAUCAGACGUCCAAAGUCACACUGGGGGUCAGAGAGGCUCUAUGAACAUAGACAAUGUGCUUCUGUUUUUAGACGGGAAAUCUAAGAACACUGACGUCAGCGAAAAGAAGUCAAGCAGUCAGAGUAGAAAGGGUCACCGAAAGGGGACAGCUCAAGACGAAGACGGAUACAAUGUGACCAGCAAGGAAGGAGAAGACCUUCUUAUCAUGGAUUCACUCGCUGUUCCAAAGAAAGGCGGAAAGGUCAGAGGUGGUGCUCGCAAAAAAGAAGAUAACCACUUGGUGUCUUGCCCAAGUGGGGGCUGUAAAUGGACAGUUGAGGGGCGGGGCAGGAAGAGCAAGGGGAGGGAACUGAGGAAGAGAAGGAACAAUAAUUUAAACACAAGACCAGGAGUCAGAAACCUUCAAGUGGUGCAGCCCCUUACCUUUGUCUCUCCUGUCCAACCUCCUCUAGCCAUUUCUGACCUGCAAGUCGGAGGCAGGUGUAAAUGCAACGGACACGCUUCCAGGUGUCGCCGUGACGACACGGGCCGCGCGGUGUGCGUGUGCGAGCAUCACACUGCGGGGCCAGACUGUGAUGUGUGCGCGGACUUCUAUGUGGACAGACCAUGGCAUCGGGCGACGCCCACUCACCCGAACCCAUGUGUUGCAUGCGAGUGCAACGGCCACUCUAACAAAUGCCGCUUCAGCAUGGAGGUGUUCCUGCAGUCGGGCCGGAAGAGCGGAGGUGUUUGCCAAAAGUGUCGCCACAACACGGCAGGACGCCACUGCCAAUACUGCCAGAACGGCUACACCCGCGACCACAGCAAGGCGCUCAGCCAUCGCAAGGCCUGCCAACCGUGUCAGUGCCAUCCCGUGGGUGCAGUGGGUCGAUGGUGCAACCAGACGUCAGGUCAGUGUUUGUGCCGAGAUGGAGUGACGGGCCUGAGGUGUAACCGCUGCGCACCAGGAUACAAACAGGGCAAGUCGCCUCUGCGGCCCUGCAUACUGCUGAAGGUGCAGGUGAAGGGGAUGGAGCGCUCCGGUCCCUGGUGGCAGUUCUCCAUCUCUGUGCAGGUCGUCUUCCGCACGCGCUCCCCCUCCCGGGUCCGCAGGGGCCCCCAGUCUCUCUGGGUCCCCAACCGGGACCUGGCGUGCGGCUGCCCCGCCCUCCACGUGGGCCGGACGUUCCUCCUGAUCGGCGCAGAGGACGGCGAGCGGGGCUGGGGCCCUGAGGAGAGCCGCCUGGUGGCGGACCGCUCCACCCUGGCCCUCCAGUGGCGGGAACACUGGAGCCCCAAACUCAGAGCCUUCCGGGGUCAGGACAAACGGGGCCGCUGUCCUUCUAAAUCUGAGCACGGCAAACCUAACGCAGACCCCCAACCCGGGUACGUGCCCCCUCACCUGCGGGGUGAGAGUGAGGCAAACGCACAUUCUGCGGAAGGGACAGAGACUCCGCCCACUUCUUCUGCUGCUUCUCCAGUGUGUUCGACUCCAAACGCCUGAGUUUAGAAACGUUUGUCAGCCACAAAAAAGACUUUCACUCUCCAGGUUUCAACACUAAUGCUGCGUUCACACCGGGCGUGUGGCGUGCGUUCAAGUUCACACCGGACCGUUGCUACCCGAUACUGGGAUGCAUACUAGCCCAGUCAUUUUUUUCACAGCUCUAUUCCGAUACAUGAAGGACUCGGUGACAUAAAAAGAUUAAUUUCUCCUCCAUGUUUCAAUGGUUGACACUUCCAUUAAUUGAAAAGAGCACUAACCCCGUCAACACCAAAUCUGAGUUCCUGAUUGGCCAAAGUUUGACUCAUUUACUAUUCAACGUGUGUUUGUACUUAGAGCCUGAAAAACAACUUAAAAAUGUGCGUAAACUCAAGAGUUAUGAACGUAAAAGUCUGUUCACGUGGACUUCAUCAGUGCUGGUUGCUUGAACACACAUUUCUGAGCCCGGUGUGAACAUAGCUGAAGAGUUUAGUAGGAACAAUCUGCUUAGCGUAAACAUGAAUGCUAACAUUCACUGACCUCAACGUAAAAGUGUUAAACCCCACCAAAAUAAAAGUUUGUGACUU